AGUGUUGUUUCAUGGAAAACCAGGGGCGAGGGUCGAUGUAGAGAGAGAGAGAGAGAGAGAGAGAAAGAGAAAGAGAGUUGUAUCAAAUACAUGAAGCUUUAAAUGCGAGUUGGUUGAUUUGGUCUCCUUGCAGUUUUCUCUUACGCACUAAGCAUACCCAUCUCUCUUUUCUUUCUAUUCUAUAAUAUUUAAGCAUCCGUCUUAAGCUCGUUCCUGCAAAUCCAUCCAACACAAUUCUUAUUUCCUCUCUGCAAUAAUGGAGGCUUAUGGAUACCCAUCCCGUUUUUCUCUCUCUUCAUUGUCUUCCUUUGGUAAUUUCGUCGAACGAGUUAAAGACGCCUGCAAUUUUGCGCUCUCUGCGGUUGUUGGGAACAUCUUCUCCGCGAUCUUAACCUUCUUUUUUGCAUUAGUGGGCACUUUGUUAGGGGCAUUGACAGGAGCGUUAAUCGGCCAAGAAACUGAGAGUGGAUUUGUUCGUGGAGCUGCUGUCGGUGCAAUAUCUGGUGCUGUUUUCUCAAUAGAAGUGUUUGAAUCUUCUCGUGUUCUUUGGCAAUCUGAUGAGUCUGGAAUUGGCUGCCUACUCUACUUGAUUGAUGUGAUUGCCAGCCUUUUAAGUGGGAGACUUGUACGUGAACGCAUAGGUCCAGCCAUGCUAAGUGCAGUGCAAAGCCAGAUGGGAGCUGUUGAAUCAAGCUUUGAGGAGGGACCUAACAUAUUUGACACCGGCGGUUCAAAAGGGUUGACGGGAGAUUCGGUAGAGAAGAUCCCAAAGAUUAAAAUAACGAGCCACAACAAUGUGGAUGGUUGUGGGGAAAAAGUGUGUUGUUCGGUUUGCCUUCAGGACUUUCAGCUUGGCGAAACAGUGAGAAGUUUGCCCCAUUGCCAUCACAUGUUUCACCAACCUUGCAUAGAUAAGUGGCUCCUCAGGCAUGGAUCUUGUCCCUUGUGCAGAAGGGAUCUCUGAUCUUCUUGUAAAUUACACUUUAGGAAACAAACACAGCUUUUCUUUUUUUCUUUUUAUAAAUAUUGCUUAUAGAGUUAUUAACUCUCUUCUUUUAGUAAUUAGUAAGUAUGCCACCCUUGCAGGAUUCGUGUAUCAUUCUACUCCUCUACCCAUCUAUAAAAUUUUUUGACUUCCUCUU
Carica papaya (papaya) is the source of this 1142-nucleotide messenger RNA. Its product is annotated as NEP1-interacting protein 1. NCBI's taxonomy places the organism in Eukaryota, Viridiplantae, Streptophyta, Magnoliopsida, Brassicales, Caricaceae. The record is from RefSeq and is a predicted model, not a curated record.